CAUAUUGAUUUUAUUUCGCCGAACGAAUCGAAUUCGACCGCUAGUUGGUAUUUAGCGACGAAAUUUUUCCCGGUGCGUGCAUGAUGGAGGGCGGCGGUACGCCUUAUGCGAGCGGUAUGGCCCCCUCUGGGUCCUACAUCUUAGUGAUAGUGAGCGAACCAGUUAAUGAUCAACACAAAGAAGUGAUACUGGAGAGAUUAAAUAAAGGUCUCCUUUCCUGGGACGUUGAGUCCACUGGCUGUGAUUUAUCUGGAUUAGAAUCCGUGUGUUCAAGCAUCAACAGCAAAACUUUGAGUGAUAAUGAUGUUUUAAUACAGUACUCGACCGAGAGCUUAGGAGUAGAAGUUCUAGUGAAUCCAACUGUGAGCACGUUCAAGCAGUGUGUCAAGAACCUCUUCUCCACUUCCACGGGUCACAAGCAUCUCAUCCAUGCCGGAUACACAUUUUCAGGCUCUGGAUCUUGGAUGCUGCAAAAUGGUACAUUUUCCUUUGAUGAGUUCCUCGAGAUAUUUCAGCAGGCCGAUGUUCAAAGCCAGAAGCGCUGCAAUAUCAAUGUUCACUGCGCUGAAGUGGGAAUGUGGAAUGCAUCUAACUUUGCCAAAGACAUCUUCACUAAAAUUGCCAACAUUGCCCUUAAUCCUCCCGGCAAAGUGGAUAAAGUGCCUGGAUCAGAACACUUGAUGAAUGCUUUGGACAGAGUACUUAGUUCUCAAGCCUUAGAGGAAAUGAUGGAAGCUUCACCUUUAGUUGGCAACAUUCGCUUUAACAGGCCAACGCUUUAUUUGUUUCCAGCUGGUCAAGGAGAUUGUGCCUUGUUUGGAAUUAAUGGAUUCAACAUGCUUAUUGAUGGCGGGUUCAACAGAAGGCCUUGCUCCUGGGAAUUUAUUAGGCAUCUUGACCGAUUGGACGCUGUGCUGGUCACCAGACUCUGUGAAAACAAUCUCUGUGGUAUGAAUACUUUGAUGAAACGUAAAGCUCUUAACAACACGUACCCUCAAAUAGGAUAUGUGUUCUGCAAUAUUGCAGAAAACAAAACCCCAUCCACCAAGGAGGAAAACUUACUACCGCAAGAUGACUUGACCGUGAGUGUUGUACGUGAAGGUCACAACUUUGUGCAGACUCUUAAUGAUUUGAAAUUAAAGCCACAUCAGUGCUGGAGAGAUUCAGCCGUAGAACCGUUUGUUCUCUACCACAAAGUUGGUCAUGGAACACUAGAAAUGCACGUUUUAAGUCCCCCUAGGGAUAGUAAAGAAAUGAAGGAAUUCUUAACAGAAUGGAAUGCAUAUAAAGAAACCUUUUCCUGCAUUAAAUCUGGGUUGAGAGGGAAAGGUUUUGAAAGCUCUAUUCCACUGUCGCAUUCUACUUCUAUUUGUGCUCUGCUAGUUUGGCGCCCGGCAGAUCCCAAAGAUACCAUCAGCAGAAUUCUAUUUCCUGGUAGCGCUCCUCAAAACAAAAUAUUUGAAAGUUUGGAGAAAUUAAAAACUCUUGAUAUCCUGAAUCAACCGGUUGUGACCAAAGCAUCCCUGACUACUAUAUUAGUUGCAAAACCAAUCAGUCAUAAAGUUGAGAAAUCUGUCAGCCGAGCAAGUAUUCCCAAUCGUAAAAAUACAGCUUCUCCUGCAUUGUCAACAUCAAGCGUCGCGUCACGGAAUGGUGACAUUGGUGGUAUCAAAAAAGAAAAUAAGGAAAUCAAGAAAGUAGUAAAAGAAGUAAAGAAAGAAAAGGAAAUUAAAAAUAAUAAAGAAGUAAAGGAAGUUAAAAAGGAAAUCAAAAAAGAGUCUUUGACUAAACAAGUCAAAAAAGAUACCAAAACUGAAACGAUAGUGAAAAAAGAAUUAGUUAAAAAAGAUAUUACUAAGGAAGUAAAGAAAGAUAAUAAAGACAUAAAAAAAGUUGUAAAAAAAGAUAAAGAAAUCAAAGUAGAAAAGCCUUUGGUAAAAGGUGAUAAAGCAUCUGACCUAAAAUCUGCUACGAAGAAAAUUGAUUCUGCAUCCAAUGCACUCAAAACAGUCGGGGAAAUAAAGAAAUCAACAACUGUGAAGAAAACAACUACGACGACUGUGAAAAAAGAUAUCGGUAAACCACCCGUUGUGCCUAAAACAAAUGAAGUUAAGAAAACUGCCCCUGUCAAAACAUCAGACGCAAAAGUAUCGAAAGAUAAACCAAAAACAACAGAUUCUAAAUCUGUCCCUAAAACUAAGCCGAAAACCCCAUCUACUACUCCAAAAACUACCCCGAAAGCUAAACCUUCUGCUGUUUCCACACCUGGAGGUAAAGUGACUAAAGCAGUUGCUGCAAGUUCCGUCGUCGCCUCUGUAGUUGCUGUCACCGCUGCUGCAGUUGAAUUGAAUGAAAAACAGGACGAAGUUGUUGAACCUGAAGCCGUAGCUGCUGUACAAGAUACCAAAGUGGAAGACAUAAAAGAAGUUAAUAUCGCUGAGAAAACAGAGGAAGAAAUGCGUGCAUCACCUUUGCCGCUGGAAGCUUCAUCUCCCACACCUUCCGAUUCGGUAUCUUUGACACCUUCAGAUACACUGUCUUCAGCUCCAUUAGAAACAGUGUCUCCAACGCCUCCUCUUGCAAAUGAACCAGUGUCAAUGGAAGAAAAAGAAGUCAACGAAAUCAAAGAUUUUGAACAAGAUCCUAUUCCUUACGAAACGGAAGCCGAGAUUAAUCAUAAGAACGAUGAGGCUGAUGAGCCAAAUAUGAUUGAAUUGGAACUAGCUAAGAGAGCUCAACUUAAUGAUGCAAUGAGUACUUCCUUUGUCGGUGGGAAUGACUUCGACGAAAUGGCUAAUGAAGAAAUUUUACACAAAGAUGAAGCUGUUAAAGAAGAAACAAUGCCCAUGAACUUUUCCAUUCCUGAUUAUGGACACAAUGAAGAAAUUAAACAUGACUUUCAAGGAACAGCUGAAAAAGACAAUGAAUACAUGGAAGAUUUAGAAUCUAAGGAAAUAAAUGCGGAAGAUCCUCUUGCACAAAUGACGAUGGAAGGAAGUUUCUGUGCUGGAAUGAUAUCAAAUGAGCGAGAAGGCUUUAAUAUUGAAAAUAACGAGUUGCUGGGUGGGGAAGAAAACGAAAUUAAUGAAAGUGUCAUCUCAUCCGAAAUGCAUAUGACUUCAAAGGAGGAGAUCAUUCACGAAAAAUAUGAUGAAAAGGAAUCCGUUUCACCAAAGUACGAUCAUGAAGAAGCCCACGAAGUUGAAUAUUCCGAAAAAGAUAUUCAACAAAUGAUGAGCCAAAGCAUGCAUGAAGCAUAUUCUUCACAAGAUGAUCAACUGAAUGUUGAAGAACUUCAUAAAUCGGAGUUGAAGUACGAAGCUUAUGAACCACAAGAAAAGUGUGAUGUUCCCUAUGACACUAAUGCCCUUGAAGCCGACGAACAAUACAAAGAAAUUCAACAACAUGGCGAAGAAAAAUUUAAUGAACACGAUAUCAUUCAUUCAGACGCACAAGAUCAGGUUACUGCUGCUGAAAAUGUUUAUGAAGAGACUUCAAGAUUUGAAGAGAAGAAAAAUCCGUAUGAAGAACGAUACUCUCAAAUUGAAUCUAUGUAUGAACAAGUAGGUUGCGAAUCUUUUGAUCGAGCUCAAAAUAUAAUAGAUGAUUUGGAAAUGCAAGAAAGUUCCGUCGAUGAGCCCGAAGAAAUCGUAAGGAGAGAAUCUUCUGUCUCUAUAACUUUCAAUGAUGAAGCACCAGAAGGCAUUUACGAUGAUAAAUUGCGAAGAAAGAGUGGAACAGAAUCAGAAGACGAUGUUGAUAUCCAGAAUUUCAUGUCAAAAGAAACUAAGAGCACCAUUGACCAAAGCAAACUUUCUGUCCAGCAACAAGAUUCCGAAUCAGAUGAUGAAGAUGUAGUGAAAAGCCCAACGCCUCAUGCCGUUGUCGAUUAUGAAGGUAAUUUAGAUCAAUGUACUCUUGGAGCCAAAAGUCAUGAUUCCGACAAAGAAUUUGAAGUGAUUUCAGAAGACAAAGUUCUGUAUUCGUCCGAAAAGCAGGAUUUUGAUGAAAAGGAUCGAGAUUCUGCUGAAGAAUCGGAAGACGCUGAUGAUGGGGAAAUGAUCAGGCAUCCAACGCCUCCACACCAGAAAUACAGUGAGGAUGAAAUGCGUGAUCCAAUAGGCCAACAUUUUAUCACUACUCCAAAUCUAAUAGCUCAAGGAUCUGGUAUUUCAGAACAACCAUUGUACGAGGAAGCUGAAGAAGAUGGUUCUGAAAUGUCUCAUAGCCCUGUGGUUGAGCAGCCGAUUUUUGGGAAUGCAGUUGAAGCUGAUUUUCCUGAACUAGUAACUGUUUCAGGAGGAACAACACCAUCAGAACCACAAUCGCCCAAAGCGAAUUUCGAUUCUAAGAAACUAGCAACUGAAGCCGGAAUUAUGGAGGCUUUGAGCGAGCACGAUAUUUCUGAAAGUUCUACUCAUAGCCCUUCAUGCCAGGAAGGUUCAACCGCAUUUGAGUUGCCAAUUUCCGAAAAGAACACUCUCGAGGAUGAAAACAUUCAAUCUAUUUCAAGUGAUCGUGUGUCAGAAAUAAAUGCAUCGGGAUUCACAACUUCAGAUAUUCAUUUUAAGGAUGAUCAGGAUAUUAGUGACAUUCAUUCAGAUAUGAAACAAGAAAAGUCAUCUAGUGAAAAGGCUGAUGCACCUUCUGAUGAUGAAUCUUGUAGCGAUAAUGAUAAAUCUGAAUCUCAUAGUGAAGGUAAGUCUGACGUCGAGGGUGAUGAUAAGUCAGAUAUACCUCACGAUAAGUCUGACUGUUACGGUGAUGAUAAAUCCGACCAUCAGCAUGAUGGGAAACCUGAUGCCUUUGAUGAUGAGCAAGUAGAUCAUAGAUCUGAUGCCUGUGAUGAUUAUCAGUUUGAGAAAAAAGAUUAUGAUGCGUGCAUUCCUCCUAAAGAUUUCGAGCAUCAAGAUAUUCAAAAAGAUUCUCAUUUAAAUGCUGAAUCGGACUACCAUUACGACAGUAAAUCAUGCGCCCAGCAGCAAGAUGAAACUAAUGAAGAAGGAGAAAGGAGUUCAAAGAUGCAUGAAGACACAAAAUAUAAUGAUCUUCAUGCCACCGAAAUGCAGUCUGAAAGUUCCAUUUUACAGAACAUUCAAUCAGAGUAUCAGGGCACUUAUUGUGAUUUGCAAGAAGAUAACAAAUCUGACGUCGUGGAAGACACAAAGGAUUCACGUGACGAGUGUCACGAUGACAUUGAAACAGAUUUUUAUAGCAAUAAAAGCAAUUUCAAUGAAGAAACGAGUAAUACUAUUUCUGUUGAACAGCAUGGUAAACCUAGCGCUGCAGAUUACAUCUGCAAUGAACCAUCCUGUGACAGUACUACCUUCAAUGAAAAUUUGCAAUCUACUGGAUACAAUUUCGGCGAAGACACAAAUAUUGCAUCUCAUGCAGAAGUACCAGAGAUUCCUGAUCAAGAACCAAUUAGUGUUCAGGACAUAAAGGUUGAUGUCGUCGAAGAUAAAUUUCCCGGUCUGACUCAAGAAGCUGAAUUUGCUGUUGGACAUGAAAAUUUGAUAGUGCAUCCUAAUGAAAUGUAUACUGAGGAAAGAAUAAUGAGCGGUGAUGAUUAUCAUUAUUCCUACUCGGAAAAAGAAACUACAGAAAAUAUUUUUGAAAAUCAAAACCUUGGCACUCCGGCUGAAUUUUCUUCUGAAAAGCUUUCAGAGGAGGAGAAGUAUGGAAAAUUGCCUUUCGAUCAGCACGAGAAUGAAACAUAUAGAGGUCAUGUAGAUCUUCAUGAAGAUAUUAGUCCUCAACAUGUUGAAAAUUUAACUGUGAUAGAAAAUAAAAUUCUUUCAGAAACUACAGAAGCACAUCAGUAUGAAGUUUUGUCUCAGUACGAAGAGAAUACAUGCACUUCUAACCAAGUUUACUCUGAGACCUCCUCAUCUAAAAAUAUUCUAUCUGAAGAAAGCCACUACGAAGUACAAAAUGUGUACGAAGAACAAACACAUGAAGAUGAUGCCAACUUCAAUUACGUUAGUCAGGAAACUAAAGCGUUUACCUCCGACUAUUCCUACCAAUAUCCUUUAUCAGCUAAUGAUAGCAAUUCUCAGCCCAGUGAAUACGCUUACCAUGCCGAAGUUGAUUCUUAUGCCAUUGGAAAAGAUUUCGAAUCUAACUUUCAUAAGAAUAAUGGCUUAGAAACGGACUUUCACACUUAUUCAGAAUCCAAAGAAAUCAUAAAUUCUAAUGAUCAAUCUCAUUAUGCACCCAGUGAGGGUUAUUUAGAAUCGUUUUCGACAAAACCCUUCUCAAGUGAAAUAUUAACUGAUGUUCAUGAAGAUGAGAAAGCAUUUAUUGGCGCUGAGAAAGUUAUGGAGGACAUUGCACAAAGUGAUUAUGGUGAUGCAGUGCAUUCCGUGUCCGAAAUGGUUUCUGAAAAAAAUCAUUCUGAUUAUGAGUUUUCGGAAAGUACUCGACAAGUGGUUACAGAAACUUCUUCUUUCACGAAAGCUUAUGCAGUGGAAACUGAAAAUUCAGAACAUGAGGCAAAUUAUGCUGCUAACAGAUUUCAUUCCGAUUCUCCUGAAGAUAACGCAAUGAGAACGGAUUCAUCGCCGGAAAUCCCGUAUCCUCUAGAGCCUAAUACUGAGUUUACCGAGCUGAAAAAUUCCGUAUUACUCGAAUCUCAUGGUGUUCCGUUCAAUCAAAUGAAGGAAGAUUUUCCAAAUUUAAACUUGCCGAAUGCAGGAACUGUUCCAUUGUCUCCCAAUAACCAGACACGAAAUUCCAAUCGAGAGACCCCUUACGAUGAGUCGUCUGACGAGGAGGAUAGUUCUUCUUUGCCAGGUACUGUCUCCCCCUACGCUUACACCAACAAAGCUUAUACGCGUGAAGAAGAAGAUAUCGACGGCAAUCAUUUGUAUAAAGAAUCGAUAGCUCUUGAGCAAUCUAACGAAGUUAUAAAGCAGGUAGAGUUUGACGGAAACAAUCCUCAAACUUUGAGCACCACUACUCAUCAAGUUACAGGCUUUACUCAGGGAUAUCAAGAAGCUCCAUAUUCAGCGGAUAACAAUUAUGAUUUUCGUUUAGAAGAAUGGGGAAAACCAAUGGGUCUUCCCACUCCUCCAGAUAGCUCAGAAAAGAAGUCUGUCCUCAAAAAGAGUGGACUAAAAUCCACUGGCAAGGCCGCUCCAGAUUCCAGAGCUUCCCUCGAUAACGGCAAGGCCUAUUCACCGUCUGUUGCUUCUAAAUUGUCUUCCCCACUCAAGAAGCCCAAGCCUAAAUCAAAAGAAUCUAGUAGCUCUCACGUCUAUGUAGAUUUAGCUUAUGUUCCUCAUCACGGCGACCCCCAGUACUGCGAUGUCGAGUUCUUCAAGAAGAUCCGCGCGCGGUACUACGUCUUCAGCAGCAUCAAUCCCAGCAAAGAAGUCCUCAACGCCCUAUUGGAAGCCAAAAAGUCAUGGAACGAGGACCUAGAUGUCACCAUCAUACCCACUUACGAGACGGAUACAUUGGGCUACUGGAUGGCUCAAAACCAGGACGAUUUAGCUGAAUACUCUAUUGAAGUUGCUCCAUCAGCUAGCCGGUGCACUGUUAAUCUUCAAGACCAUGAAACCAGCUGCGCCGCCUACCGCCUAGAGUUUUAAAAAGGACAUCUCGGAGUUUUGAUUGCUUUGUGAAUGGGUGCUUCUUUAUCAGCUUUCAUCUUCGAGAAAGUAUUAAAUCAAAUCAACUGGUCAAUUAAAAAGGGAAAAAAAUGUCUCGCCAGCAAGGGAUUUUAUUCCUGAUUUCCUUUCACCCUGUGAACUUGGAUUUUACCUCAUGACAAAAAUCGAAUUAGGCUUUUUAAAGUUUUAUAUUUUAAGGUUUUUUUCAAAGUAGAGUAUAGUCAUGUUAUGAGUAUCAAACAUAAAAGACAAAUUCAUGUUUUUUUUAAAGAUAAACUUUGCUUUUUUUAACUACUUAAAUGUCUUUCGCGGUAUUGUUACUUUGCCCUUGUACUCUACCUUGAACAAUACCAUUUAGUGCCUAAUUGAAAAGUGAGAAAAUAAUAUAAAUUAGAAAUUUACACUAUAAAUUAUAAAAUAUUUAUUUCUUAAUAUUACCAAGAUCUCUUUCUACUACUGUUUAAUUUCAGAAAAAUGUUUAAAAUAUUAUUUAGAUUACAGAAAAAGUGUAUUCCUAUAAAAAUGCCUGAUACAUGCUUUGAAGGGAAAAAAAAAACACAUGAGCGUUAAUGUUAAAUUCAGGUAUUGAAAAUAUUUUAUACUUGUAAGCGAAUUAUCUGUGUACAAUCUAAAUUAUAAUCGUAAAGCACUAACUUUCAUAAAUAUUUAACAUUUUUAAUGAUUUACGUUUCAACUGAGUUUCAACUCUUGUUUGAGUGGACAGGAAAUUCUUGCAGCUCUUAGAGAAAUUGGUUUUUUACGAAAUAUUUUCAAUAUGAAGCAGCUUGUGAUAGAUAAUGAUUUUUUUGAAACAAUGUCUUGGACAAAGUGAUCAUGUUUGAUUAAAAAGUAUAGUUGCACAAUAAUGCUAAAUAUAUAGUAAACAAGAUAUAUAUCCAAUGAAAAAGGAUUUUCUUUCAUUGCCUAAAGUGCUAACCACUCACCAUUUUUCCGUUAUUUAAAUUAAAUAUUUUCAUUAAUUAUAAAUUAAUGAAAUUAAAUUUAUUAAUUAUUAAAUUUAUUUGUUUUAAUGAGUAUUUUAGCAUAAAACUUCAUUGCUUAGUCCAAAUAUUUUGCAUAAUCAAUUUUUCAUGUUCUUUGUUUUGAUACGUCGUGUGUUGUUCCUGUAAUGCCUGAAUUAAAUCGGAGCAUUUUUUUCCACACAUUUUUUCAAAGAUAAGUAUACUUGGUCCCAAGUUACGAGGAAUGGACUUUUAUUUGCCCUUUAUCCAACUGUUGUAACAGUUAUACUGUUGCAAGCGAUGGAGUUUUAACUACUUCAGUUUAGGCAAAGGAACUGCUUUAUAGUUAAGAAUAUACUAUAAAAACAGUGCUAAGCAAUUAAAUGUGUUUCGGGACCAGAAGUGUUUUUUUACAUGUUUUUUUUUUCUUUCGUUAGCGAGAGAAAAAAAAUCUAAUAUUUGAUUUCUUUUAAUAUAAAUUAGGAGAAAUCAUUUUGUCGCCAAUUUUAUAACUUACAUUCUGAUUUUUUUUAUUCCAAGAAUUUAUCACUUUUAUAAAAAUUUUGAAUUCCAUUUAUUUCAUUAUCACUCACUGGCUUUUAAAGGUUCAGUAAAUGUUCAUUAUUUUAUAUACGAUUCAUUCGUACUGUUCGCUUUAUUUUUCAAUUCACAUUCAUAAAUUAGCUUCAGGACAACAUAAGAAAAUACCAAAAGGUAUUCGAUGAGCAUAAUGUACUAAUAUUUAGUUAAAAUUUUAAAUGAAACAAUUUCCAUCUUAUUUUCUUAUUUCAUCGUGCAAGUAAUUAACCUACUGAAUUUAUUCCAACUUACAAAAUUUAGAGUUUGUGCAUAUUUUUAUAUUCAUAAAAUCAUUAAUUGUGGUAUUUUUUGUCUGCUUACUACUGAAUAAUUCUGUUCCUAAAUUGCUUUGAAAUUAAUUCACUUAAAAAUUUGUAUUUAUCUGCCUAUUUUUGUUCCUUAUACUUUUGCUAUAUGUUUGGUUUUAGUACUAGUCACGUACGCUUUUUAGCCACAUUUAUUUUUCAACUGGUAUUGUGUUUUAUUCACCUAAAAUAAUUUUUACGUCAUCAAUUCAUUAAAUCAUUCAAUAGUUUAAAACUAAAAUGCAAAAUGAAGAAUUAGAGUAUUUAUAUUUUAAUUAUAUACUUGUUUCAUACAAUUGCCAGUUUUUCUCUCGAUAGUUUUGAAAUGUACACUCAAUAUUUUCCUUGUAACCAAAUUUGGAAGCCUUUUUUAAAAAAGCAAAACAAAUUAAUAUGUGUUCCACUUAUAAUAUAACAAGUAUUUUUCUUAACAUGAUUCCCUUUAUUUAUUAUUUAAAUUAUUACUGUUUCUUUAUCUACUUUCAGUAUUUUUAUAUAGAGAAGAGUAUCAUUAAAGUAGAUUUUGUAAGAGCAUUAUAAUGUCAGAAGAUUUGAGUAAAUAGACACAUAGCAUAGUUGAAAUAAUCAACCUGGAAGUCUACCUAGUUAAAUUAACUCGAAAAUAUACUAUUAUAUACCAAUUAAAACUUGCAGGGGUUCUUUAUUUUUACUAAAAUUUUAUAUUUUGUAUAUUAAUUAUUUUUUACAAAUGAAUACAGCUGUUGAAAGUAAAUAACAAUCAUCGUACCAAAUUUUAUCACUGAUAAAACAAUCCACCGACUUUUUAAAAUACAUCGUCUGCAAAUGACUGUUUUGCACAGCUUUCGCACUGUGAAUGUGCGUUGGACCGUUUCUUUGCAAUUCAGAAUUACGUCGUUAGAAUGUUUUGAAUUAUUAGCGUGGUUUGGGUAAAUUAUUUUCGAAUUUGAUAUCUUUUAAAUUUUUUACAUAUACAUUUACAUUUUUUAACCUCUUUAAUAACAGCAUUGAACCCCUUACUUGGAUGUCACCUUUAGAGAGAAUCACUGUCAUUUUUUGAAACCUUGUUAGUUAAAAACGGCACAAAAUGGUAGGUAUAACUGUUGGAAGUGUGUCUAGAACGUGAUUUUUGUUUCCCGUUUUUUAUAAGGAUGUGUAUUCGAGAGUGUGAACGGAGAAAGAGUUUAUUUCGGAUCUAUUUAUAAGCAUAAAAAUGCGCAACAGAAUUCUGAAAACCGAACAGCAUGAAGUUUGUCGUUCUAUGAAAGACCCAUCUUUCUGCCGUCGAAGAAAGAAUUUGUGACAAAUUUAUUUUUAACAAAAUCUUUUUGAAACAUUGCUAGUUUCAUAUCAAAUUUACUUUCGUUUUCAGCAUUCUGUUGGCGGCAUUUUUUGCCUCUAUAACGAUCAUGAGCUUUAGGACUGUGCUGUUUCCAUCAUAUUUCCCCCCUGCUAGCAAAAAAAAACAUUAGAAUAAAUCUAUGUCCUGCUAUAGUGUGGCCAGAUCAAAACGUUUUAAUCGCUUUUGAGCAAUUUAUAAUUACUGCAAAUUGUAAACUGUAGUUUCAUAGGAGUCGAAAUAACUUAAAUUCACGCAGUAAGUAUGCUGUCUGCUGCCCAGAGCUAGAACCUAUUGUGUUGCUAGACUUCGUAAACAAUACUGUUAUGAGUAUAUGUGCUUAUUAAGUCACUUGUCUGAGAGUAUUCAUCUUGCAUCGUUUUUACUUAGUUUAGAAUGACGAGAAUGUUAUUUGAUUGCAAAAUUACGACCCAGAUUUGGUAUGAAAAUUAUUUGUAUUUCAAACUUUUUAUACUGCAAUUUAUAUUUGCCAAUGUGUUCUAAAAUUGUGCGCAGCUAUAAAUAAAUUUAAAUGUUAAUCAUAUUUUUAAAUGUUCAUUGAAUCAUAUUAUUCUCAGACAUUUGAUUAUCACCUCAACAUUUUUUAUAAUGAUUGCAUUCAAGUUCCUCCAACUGGAUCUAUCCUGAAUUACGUUAAUCAAUUGUUAAUUGCACAUCUUGAACUGCAAAUCCCUGUUCAUAUUUUGCUUCUUGUAUUAAUGCUCUGUGGGCUCUGUGAUGUGUGUUGGCGCGUAAAAUUACACGCGGCCCAGAAUGUAAACUGUACGUUGUUGAAUAAAAUUCAGUGUAAUACACUUAUAAUUCAUG
Molecule: messenger RNA, 11608 nt
Organism: Uloborus diversus
Lineage: Eukaryota; Metazoa; Arthropoda; Arachnida; Araneae; Uloboridae
Product: microtubule-associated protein futsch-like
Biological process (GO): microtubule cytoskeleton organization; dendrite development; axonogenesis
Cellular component (GO): synapse; neuronal cell body; cytosol
Molecular function (GO): microtubule binding; actin binding
Source: RefSeq, a predicted model, not a curated record